Molecule: messenger RNA, 4021 nt
Organism: Gymnodraco acuticeps
Lineage: Eukaryota; Metazoa; Chordata; Actinopteri; Perciformes; Bathydraconidae
Exons: 12
Coding region: 182-3409 (1075 amino acids)
Biological process (GO): DNA recombination; DNA integration
Molecular function (GO): protein binding; DNA binding
Source: RefSeq, a predicted model, not a curated record
UACAAACCAUCAACUGAAAGGUACUUCUGAUUGGCUGGUUUAGACAUUGGGCGGUAGCAAGAAGUCACCUCAAGAUGCAUGCUCGCAGCUGCGUUCACUCAUGGAAAGACACAUGGACAAUGGAGCUACAACAGCCUACUUGAUUAAACACAAACAGCUAUAAUAAACCAUCUAAGUCAAGAUGCAAAGGCGGAGACGGAGAUGCAGCAAUCCAAAGGAUGAUGCCAAAUGUUAUAUUGACACUGGAGGGGACAAAGCAGGGCUUGACGUCCAAUACAUCAAUGCCAUCAAAGGUCGCGGCAUCUUCACCUCUAUACCAUUUCAAACAGGAGACUUUUUGAUAGAAUAUAGAGGUGAACUCAUAAGCCAACAAGAAUGUGAGACGAGACUGGAACGUUAUCCUGUCAGGCUCAAGGGGUUCAUGUUCGAAUUCCAUUUUGAUGGAAAACUGUGGUGCGUCGAUGCAGCAAAAGAGCACGAGUCUCUAGGCAGACUUGUGAAUGACAAUCACAGAAACCCGACUGCAAAGAUGAAAAGACUAUCCGUGCAAGGGAAGCCCCAUCUUUGUUUGUUCGCUGAGCGAGACAUAAGUCCAGGAGAGGAGAUCACCUAUAAUUACGGUGAUUCAGACUGGCCGUGGAGAUGCAAGGGUCUUGAUGAAGUGAUGCCUCUGGAAACCUGUGGGGCCACAUCUCCAAAUGAGAACAUUGAAGAGAUGGUGACUAACAGCGACUGCACUGAGAGCUACACGAAGACGACAGGUCAAGUGUUUUCUCCCCUCAGCAGAGCCGAAAAGCAUUGCUUGAGGAUCGCAACUGUAUCCUCAUUGGACAGGUGUGCUUCCUGUGUGGGACCUGUGUCCUCCUCCAAGUGGCUUGGAUAUGAAUGCAAAGAGUGUUCAACAGUCUGGCAUCAAUCCUGCUUCAGAAACAUCCAGGAUGAUAACCUCCAUUAUCUACCUAAGCCUUCUGAAAACAGUUUCAGAGAUGAACUGCAGUCAAUCCAAUCAGAUUCAGAAAAGGAUCAAAUAUCCGAUGAGUGCAUGUCUGGUGGGGAAUACAUACCCGACUCACAAGGGGAUGAUGAUUAUUCAGAUGCAAGUAUCCCCUUAAUGCCUAGUCAGUCAAAAGCUGGACGGAUUCAAUUUGAAACACUAACUGAUGUUGGAAAAAAUGAUCCAUCGGACACAAGCCUCCCAGUAUUGCCCAGUACAUCCGAGGAUUGGCCCCCUCUUGAUAUGGCUAUCGAUGCCACAACAUCUGGUCCAUCGAUUUCUAACAAAGACUCGUACAAGAAAAAGGCUAAAGCUGAGCUUCCCAAACAUCUGACAUUGAGCACUAAAAAUUACUGUUUCGUUUGUAGAGAACCACAAAGCAAAAUUUCCCGCCAUUUCAGAACGCACAAAACGCAUGCUGAAAUUAUACAUGCCUUUUCCCUUCCCGAACACUCGAAAGAGCGAAAGAUAUUAAUAGAAAAAAUGAGGAAUAAAGGAAAUUUUAAACACAACACUGAAGUUUUAAAGAGUGGAACAGGGAAGCUAAAAGUAAAGAGAAAACCAAAGGCUGAAGCACCGGCAGGAAAAUUCAUCCACUGCAUGCACUGUAAAGGAUUGUACAUCCGCAAGGACCUUUGGAGACAUGUCCGCAGAUGCCCCUGUAAGCCAGAAACCAAAGAAGAAGAAAAACCUGCAAGAACCAAAGUACUGGGUUUGGCCUCAGCUCAAGAGUCAGUUUUUUCUCAGCAGAUCUCAAGUGGAGUGUGGAAGCUACUCAAUGCGAUGAGACAGGAUGAUGUUGCGUCAGUUGUCCGAAAUGACUUCUCUAUUAUUCAGUUUGCCCAGUCACUCUACAACAAACACGGUCAAGACCCUACUAAGCAUGAAUACAUACGUCAGAAGCUACGUGAAGUUGGACGUUUGUUGCUUUGUCUGCAAACAGAAUUCUCGGUUUAUAACCUUGAGGAGGCUGUUAAACCUGCUAACUUCCAAAGAGUGGUGCAAGCGGUGAAGAAAGUGUCAGGAUUUGAUGAUAAACACCACACAUAUUCAACACCAAGCCUGGCGUUGAAACUUGGACAUACACUACUCAAAAUAAAUGACAUUAUUCACUGUCGGGCCCUUAUGGCAGAAGAUGAUGAACUGAUCAAAUCAACUAAAAUGUUCGAGAAACUGUACACCUCGAAGUCGUCUGAGUUUGUGUCUCACGGUGCUCUGAACACUCUGAGCGGUGCAAAAUACAACAAACCAUCAACAUUACCCUUCACCGAAGAUGUUCAGAUCCUUCAUCGGCACCUUGACAAGUCUGCAGAAAGUGCCAUUUGCAACUUAAAAGAGGAGGCGACACCUCAGAACUAUGCUGAACUUGCAAAAGUUGCACUUGCACAAGUCAUAGUGUUUAAUCGAAGACGUACUGGGGAGGUUUCAAAAAUGCACCUCAAACAUUUUAAUGAAAGAGACAACGCAGAACUGCAUCAAGAUGUUGUCAAGGGGUUGUCAAAGACUGAACAGAGGCUCUGCAACUAUUUCAGCCGAGUUGAAAUCACGGGAAAGAGGGGCAGAAAGGUUGCAGUUCUGCUCUCACCAAGCAUGUUGGAUGCCCUGUCCCUUCUUGUGAGUAAAAGAGCUGAAUGUGGUGUUUGUUCCACCAAUGUGUUCCUGUUUGCAAGACCCAAAUGUAUGAGCUGCUACCGAGGACAGGACUGCUUGCGUCUUCAUUCAAGCAAGUGUGGUGCAAAGCACCCUGAGCACAUCAGGUCGACACACCUUAGAAAACAUGUCGCAACACUCUCCCAGGUGCUUAAUUUAAAAAACAAUGAACUGGACCAGGUAGCUGAUUUCCUGGGUCAUGAUAUCCGGGUACACCAGGAUUUCUACAGGUUACCAGUUCCAACCACACAACUGGCCAAGAUUUCCAAACUGCUGUUAUCUAUGGAGAAAGGACAGCUUUCCAGCAUUCAGGGGAAAUCACUGGACGAGAUUGAAAUUGAAGAUGAAAUUUCAUUCAGUGACGCUGAAGACGUAAACAGUGAUUCUGAUGAUGAUGAGACGGCAGCAACAGAGUGUGGAACUAGCGAACCUGUGACUGCUGCAUCCACAUCUGUUAUCACAGAGCAAGACAUUGACAAUUUGGCAGAAACGCUGUCAUCCACAGUGAGUGAGACGGCUCCUCCCUAUGAAGGAAAGGAUCAUGAAAAGGCCAGAAAAACAAUCAAGAAAGCGUGGGCCAAGAAUGAGGUAGCUGCAGUAAUGCGGCAUUUUAAGCUUUAUAUUGCCAAAGGACAUCUGGCCACCAAAUCUGAGUGCCAGCACUGCAAGCUGGUUGAAGGCAAAGUGCUUGAUGAACGAACGGUACAAAAUAUAAGAGACUUUGUUCGCAAUCGCGGAAUCGCCCGAAAGAGGCAGUCACAGUGAAACCAUCAGUUUUGUUUUGUAUUAUGUUGUGGUUAUCCUGAGGACUUCAAGUUUAUUACAGCACCCAUGUCCAACCGAAGGGUCAGUUGGAUAAAAAUUGCAUUAUAAUGGGAAAGCAAAGCUAUGUAACAUUUUGGACGUUAUCCCGGCCGUUUUCUAAUCCCUUUUAUUUUGUAUGUUAAACCAAUGAUUCAUACUAAUGCACUUUUUGACAUUUGUUUUAAAUGGUAAACUAUGCAGAUUUUUCCUUCAAAAAAGCAAGCCAUUGACUCGCCAACAACCCAUUGACGUGUGUGUUUUGGUGUCUAUCGAAACCUAGUAACCAUGUUUCAUUGCUCUCUCGGUUGCCUUCAAACAACAAUUCCUCUGACUGUCGAUCUGUAUGUCGCUGACUGUCUGACUGUUGAUCUGUGUAGCUGUAUGUCUAUCUCUAGCAAGCUCAUCUGUUGGUCUGUCUUAACAGUUUACUCUGCUCCAACUUUUGUCACAUGGCCUGUUAACUGGACCUUUUUCUGCAUAGUAUACUUGAAUGUGUUUAAACAUAAAUGUAUUUGUUUGAGAAGAGUUGAUGCUACCUUUUUUAUUUUACAAUUAAAGUGACUGCUCCCAUAA